AUGAACAAGAUGGUUUACAUUGUUUUUCUCUUCGCCCUUCUCUUAUCUAUUGUCCAAGCUUCUGUCAAUGAUUUUUGUGUAGCAGAUCUAAAGCUUCCAAAAAGCAAUUCAGGGUAUCCAUGCAAGUCACCUAAUGAAGUAACAGUCGAUGACUUUGUGUUCUCUGGCCUUGUAGCUAAAGACACCACAAAUUCUUCUUUCGGAGCCGCAGCAACCGCAGCAUUUGUUGAUAAUUUUCCAGGUUUAAAUGGGCUUGGCAUAUCUGCAGCACGAUUAGACCUAGCUGAAGGUGGAUCAUUCCCAAUGCACACUCAUCCUGGUGGCACUGAACUAAUAAUAAUGUUGCAAGGUGAAAUGAUUGCUGGUUUUAUUACAUCAAAUAAUGCAAUUUAUUCCAAGACACUGAAACCGGGUGAUUUGUUUGUUAUUCCACAAGGACAAAUGCAUUUUGUAGUAAAUUCAGGUGUGGGAAAAGCAACUUCUAUUAUCGCUUUCAGUAGUGAAAAUCCAGGUGUGCAAAUACUUGAUCAUCUAUUAUUUGGCAACACCUUAUCUUCUGACAUCGUGUCACAAACUACUUUACUUGAUGUUGAACAAGUUAAGAAGCUAAAGGCUCGUUUUGGUGGCAGUGGCUAG
Messenger RNA from Gastrolobium bilobum, 636 nucleotides. RefSeq names its product germin-like protein subfamily 3 member 1. The record is from RefSeq and is a predicted model, not a curated record. Gene Ontology annotation, cellular component: cell wall. Gene Ontology annotation, molecular function: manganese ion binding. Lineage: Eukaryota; Viridiplantae; Streptophyta; Magnoliopsida; Fabales; Fabaceae. The transcript has a single exon. The coding region runs from base 1 to 636 and encodes 211 amino acids.